Molecule: messenger RNA, 405 nt
Organism: Ziziphus jujuba (common jujube)
Lineage: Eukaryota; Viridiplantae; Streptophyta; Magnoliopsida; Rosales; Rhamnaceae
Exons: 3
Coding region: 1-405 (134 amino acids)
Biological process (GO): systemic acquired resistance
Molecular function (GO): fatty acid binding
Source: RefSeq, a predicted model, not a curated record
AUGGGGGAUAGAUCACUGUAUUCUACUAGUAUUGUUUGGACAGCUGAUGGAAUUACAGCAAUAAUGGAUGUUAUGUCCUUGAGGAUUAAAGCAAUGAUAGGACUGUUUCUACUGCUUCACCAUUGGGAAUGUGGGAAAUCUUCUGCUGAGUCAGUUCUCGACAAGCUAGCUCCCUGUGAUGCUGCUGCACAGGAUAAAAAUGCCAAGGUUUCUCGCAAGUGCUAUAAUGAGGUGAAAAUUUUCGGCAAACACCGCCUCUGUGCCAUUAUACUUUCCACGGAAGCCGAGAGUCUAGGCAUCAAGCCAGAAGCUGCAAUGAGUACCAUUCCUAAACGCUGCAAAUUUUCUAAACGUCCUAUGGGAGGUCCUGUGGGUUAUAAGCGUGGAGGUUAUACAGUACCUUGA